GGCGGCGUGAACUGGGACACGCGCCGCCCUGCCGUGCCCGUGCGGCUCGCCUCUCUUCUCCAGGCGCCAUGGCCUCCGAGCUAGGGUUACCGCCGCCGGCGAAACGCCCACCGGCGACACCCACCACCAUUGCCUCUAUCAGCGACGACCUCCUCUUCGAGAUCUUCCUCCUCCUGCCCUCCCUACCGAGCCUCGUCCGGGCCGCCCUCGCCUGCCGCACCUUCCUCCACGCCGUCCGCGCGUCCCCCGCCUUCCGCCGCCGCUUCCGGGCGCUCCACCCGCCGCAGCUCCUUGGCUUCUUCGGGGAACCCCGCCGCGCCGCCGUACCUCCCUUCGCCCCCCUCCGCAGCCGCUCCGACCCGGACCUCGCAGCCGCCGUCCGCGGCUCCGAUUUCUUCCUCACCCGUCUCCCGGAAGACAGCGGCGACUCCACCCUCGGGUGGGAGUUACAGAGCCUCCACGGCGGCUACGUCGUCCUCGCCGACGAUACCACCAACCAGAUCGCUGCCUACAACCCUGUCACGCAGGCAUUGCAUCUUUUACCCCAACCGCCCGAGGAGAUCCUACUCUCCAAUUCUCCUGACUUCCACAUUGUCUUCUCCGAAGAGGACCAGCGAGUGUUCCGUAUGGUCUGUGUCCAGCACCAGGACACGCUAGGGCGGGUGCCAGCUUGCGUAGCUGUCUUCUCAACGGCGACUACGGAGUGGCAGGUUUUGCCAUGGGUGGAGACCCCGCCUCCACCGCCACAGCCAUCACCACCACCACCGCCACAACCUGAGGAUGACGAAGACGAUUUUAUCAUGUUUUACCCUGGCACGCAGCUGAAUGGAUUCGUUUAUUGGAAACACACGAGUCAACCCUAUGUACUCGUUCUCAACACUGCGACAGUGCAAUUCUCAAGAGUGGAUUUGCUGCCAUUCUUGGGUGAGCUUGAGUCUUCGCGAUUUAGGCUUGGAAAGACCAAGGAUGGGAUGCUAUGUAUGGUUGGCAUAGAUACCUCCGAUGCCAACGAUGGAACUCUUCAUGUUUGGUUUUGGAGAGCCGACGAUGACGGUGUUGAGACAUGGGUUCUGGAAGAUACUUUUCCACUCAGUACAUUUAUUGAUUCCACCAAGUCUUCAACAGAGGAUGAUCCCACAGUGCAGAUUGAGGCGGUUAUCGACGGAUUUGUUUAUUUGUCAACCAAGUACGAUGAGAAUACUGACGAUGAGCAUACUGAGUCUCUGCUAUCCCUCUGUUUGGAAACAGCCAAGCUAAACAAGCUCAUUGAUGAUACAUAUGUAAGCCCCGCGCAUCCCUACAUCAUGGAGUGGCCUCCUUCUUUUGUGUGCAACAAGGAGGAUGCACAAACCAUGGUUACUGGAGGAAGUGUUGUGGAUGCUGCUCCCGUGGGCACGAAAGAAACUUCCUCUGAUCAUGCCUCAGCGUCGCAAUCCUACAAAUCUGAUUAAUGACGAUGAAGCAAAGGUCAUAUUGAGUGUUUUACUUUGUAUUGAGAAUGAUAAGAUCUCUUGCGAGCAAAAUCACUAUGAGGCAUAGCUGGCAACCCAACCUCUUUGCCAUGAGCUUUUGUUUGAGUGUGUCAGUACUUCAGUUUUUGGAGGGUGUGAAAUGGGCAUUUUCUGGUGACACGCUGUUUUUUUUUCUUUUCUUGUGAGAAAUGGGACAUGCUGCUUCCCCCCACUAUGAUUCGCAAUUACCUUUUGCCCGAUUUUUACAUGAAACAGUUCAUGAUGCGUGGUCAGCCUUCUGAAUCACUUGCCCGUCAGAUUA
This is a messenger RNA of Hordeum vulgare subsp. vulgare (domesticated barley), 1773 nucleotides long. RefSeq lists its product as uncharacterized. The record is from RefSeq and is a predicted model, not a curated record. Lineage: Eukaryota; Viridiplantae; Streptophyta; Magnoliopsida; Poales; Poaceae. Bases 69 to 1451 code for a protein of 460 amino acids. The transcript has 2 exons. Gene Ontology annotation, molecular function: protein binding.